UCUCUUCGCGUGAUCUUUCUUCGCACGCAGUUGGCACCAACUCCCCACCACUUCGCUUCGCUUCCCUUCCCUCCUCACCUCUCCCGCGCGCGCGAGUUUAACCGCUUAAUUAUAACCGCCUCUCGGAUUAGCGCGGCUAUAAUACCGCGCGCGAUUGGCUGAUUAGCCCUAGGCAACGCUCGCUAACACGCCACCACCUCGGCUUCGCUGUUUGCUGUUUGCUGCUGCUGCUUCUAGGGUUAGGGUUUGGGGUGGGGAGGGGUGGAUGCGCGUGGGCUGGUGGUGGUGGUGGGGAUGACGCCGCAGCGGUCUCCGGCGGCGGCGGCGGCGGGGGGAGGGGGCACGCCGGCGCUGCACUACCUGAGCGGGCCGUACGGGGACACGACGUACACCAAGGUGUUCGUCGGGGGGCUCGCGUGGGAGACGCGGAGCGAGGGGCUGAGGGCGCACUUCGAGGCGUACGGGGAGAUCCUCGAGGCCGUCGUCAUCACCGACCGCGCCACGGGGAGGUCCAAGGGCUACGGAUUCGUGACCUUCCGGGACCCAGACUCGGCGAGAAUGGCGUGCAUGGACCCGUACCCGGUGAUCGACGGGCGCCGCGCAAACUGUAACCUUGCCAUCCUAGGCCGUCCUGGGCCAGACAUACCUUUCGCACCUUUAAGGCCGGUCAUCCCAUACAAUGGAGGUGUGGCGGUUCCAGGGGGCAUGUAUGUGCAAAGCCCAACAUAUCAGCAACCCCCCUACAACUAUCCACAGGCAUUUGUAUAUCCUUCUUAUGGACCAUCAACUUAUGGGCCAGAAUACAUGUAUCCUCAGAAUGCAUAUGGUUCAUAUGUUGGGCAACAGUAUGUUCCAGUAUAUGGCGGUCCCAGGACAGUAGGCCCAGCAGUUUACCCAUAUGGGCAGUUUGGCCAACCUGUGCCAGGUGAUCAACCGUAUUCACCUGGCUAUGUACCAGGUCACAUUCUGCCGCUAUCUAAUCAGAAUGCUGCAAAUGUUGUACGCAUGUCAACAGUUCAGCAACAAUAUCCUCCAGGAGCUCCACGCCCUCAGCAACAGCUCUUGAUCCCUGCUCGUGCACAAUUCACACCAAACAACAUUUCGGAACAAACGUCGGGCUGACAUAAGGAUGCCAACAAGUACAAAUUUGAGGUAUCCUAUAGUCUGCAGCAGGACUAAGAACAGCAGAACUGCUAAUUGGGCGGCAUGCUUCUUUUCUUGCAAACUGUCAUCUUUUGCAUUCUAAAGGUUCUCCUUAUCCAUGGUUACCUGAUCCAUAUAAAAUGUGAAUGUCAAGCUGCUCCGUUGGAAGGGGCAGGAAGGCGUGAGAGUUUCGAAGCCACUCUUGCGCUGCUUCUGUCAAGUGUCUGUGCAUUCCCCAUCUCCUGCCAGGAAUUCUGAUAGCUGGUGGCCUGUACAUGGACCAAAACUGGAUGCCGGAAAUGGAGUCCGGAAUCCAGCCCUGUGUAUAAUAGCUCAAGUAGGGUCCAAAAUCGUAGAGCUAGUCAAUUCUUUCAAACGUUGCUGAUGCGUCUGGUUACAGUUGUGUAUAGCCCAAUUCUCUCAUCUUCGUCCUUCUCGUCAUCUCCAAUGCAUGUGAUUGUGUUGCAUUAUGUACAGCAUUAGGGCGUUGGGUCGCGUCCUCGGCUGGUUGUGUAAAUUAUUCAUCCCAAAACUGUAAAACUGUUUAUAUCACUUUAUAUGCAACGUGUAACUAAAUAAUGGCAGUUCCAAUCCUAGAAAAUAAUCAACUGCUCCUACCUGUUAA
Oryza sativa Japonica Group (Japanese rice) is the source of this 1768-nucleotide messenger RNA. RefSeq lists its product as uncharacterized. Lineage: Eukaryota; Viridiplantae; Streptophyta; Magnoliopsida; Poales; Poaceae. Gene Ontology annotation, molecular function: RNA binding. The record is from RefSeq and is a predicted model, not a curated record.